AUGACCCAAAGCCCCACCCUCGCCGAAAAUGUCGGCCCCGCCAAUGUGCAACCCGUCUACCACUCCGAGGAGAUGAACUCACCGCCCCCACAACUCGCGGUGCAGGACAUACCCUUACCCGACGGCCCAUCACCACAACGGAACUACCCCGACGUCAACAUGGAACCCGAAGCUAACCCGGACCCCGAAGAAAUCGACGAAGAAGAAAGGGAACGCCGACGAGCCGAAUGCAUAUCGGAUCUCGAGGACGACCCAAUGGACACCGAGUCGGAACCGGAAGCAGGAGAUCAAGAAGACGAACUGGAAUAUGAAUCGGACGAUCUCCAAGAAGUGAUCGAGCUCGAGCAACCCAGCCAACCGCACAUAUUGAGCCAUGCCCAGGCAAACUACUUAGCCGCAGCAGCACGAGCCGUGGAAGGAGGACCUGAAGAAGCACUUGCCGACGACGGAAGCAGACCCAAUUCCCCCUUUUCCGACAGAGAUUCGACCGGUGGAGAUCUAUACCAACCAAUCAGACACCCAAGACCUGCCCUCGUACGACCUGUCGGUGACUGGGUAGAACAUCCCCUGGCCCGAAUGACCGAGCCGCAGCAGCCCUGGACCAGAGAAGAAUACGCCCGAUACGAGAUCGACCACGACUUCUCCAAGUUGGUCCAGCUGACCAUCACCGACUACAGAACCGUCGAAAACUGCAAACAACUCCAUUGCUUCCAUGCCCACGAAUUGCAGCGUAAGUGGCCGGACUACCAAUUCCCCAUCACGGCCGUGGCAAGAAUGCACGACAUCGCCGCCUUCAGGCAACACGCAAGAGACGUCUGCAGCGAGUAUCUACAAGAUCCCACAGCCCCAAUGCCGGUACGAGAGGGUGAGCUGGUUCGAGAUAGCAACGUCACAAUCCUCAAACCACCAUUUUCCGAGCCACUGCCAAUGCUUUUCCGCGUAAUUGAAAUACGAGCCGGAAGAACGCUACUAAUCGAAUCCAUGAGUUUCGAUGUGUUCUACAAGCAGGAGGAACUACGUUACAUAACCCUCGAUAACGGCUCCUGGAACAGAACCGGAGGCAAACGUGGAGUCAUCCCAAGUGAAGUAAGUCUUGGAGACUUCGUCUGGAUCCACAGCCUCACCAUCACAAAGAGCGCUCGCCAACGUCGGAACCUCCAACUGGAUAUCGAAACCGCGCGUCUAACCGGGAUCCGAACCGAAGACAUCCGGCCCGUAUUCAACGCGCUCGAUUUUGAUUUAGUCACACCUUCAACAAGACCCCCAGCAUUGGCCUACUGUCUCCAUACACCACCUAGGGAGACGGCUAUACAUAAAAAGGACAAUUAUUUGGCGAUCAGCUCGGAACAUCGUCCGUGUCGCGUAUCACGGCUGCAAAAUUACAACCACGGGCCAUAUACGAUCGACACAAUCCUAAUGUGCACGCCAAGGACGAAUACACCAUCAUCGUUCUACCUGACCAGCAUCCCAAGCAGCCGCGAAGACGACGCGCUCUUGCGGUCACUCGUCGUAAAGGUAGAACCAACCCCACCUUCAGACGAAGCACCCACUCCAACACGAAUCGAACCCGUCGAAAAUCAGCUGCUCGAGCAAAUAAGGGACAGACUGCACAGAUUCGAGCUGUUCAAGAGCAACCCGGAAAACGGCCUGGAACUCCUGCAGGACAGCCUGCUACUCGGAGCAACGACACACAUGGUCUUGGAAUCACGACAGGAAGACCGCCGCCGCCAUCCGACCGUAUUCGUUGUCGAACGCAGCCCAAACAACCGAGCCGUAAAACUGCACUUCAGGAUCGACAACAAAUCCUCCGAAGGCGGUUGGCGCCCAGGCACACGCAUCGUCUGCAGCUUCGCCCACAGAGGAAUCUUCGUUAUUUCCACCAUUACGCAAACAAAAAUCGAAGGAACCGGGCCAAUCGACUCCAUCUUCGUUGCGAUCCCGCUAGGAUCAGAACUGAACCAACUGGCAGCGUUCACCGAUCGACAACAGGUUCUCGGGACCGUGUACCGAGUACCAGUCAGCAAAAAUGGCACAUGGCUAUUGAAUUCGUUGGCCCGAGACAACGCGCCUCUCGGCGCAACAACCAAGGCACGGACGGCGAUCAGGAACAUCUACUCAGCACAGCGAGGCCGCCACACCCUCGACCAGAUGCCGUCUACCCGAUUCCAAACACCAGCAACUCCCGCCCCGAGCUCAUACUCGCGGGCCAGCCAAAUUACUUUAACAACUGACGAACAGAAGUCCGCCAUACAGCUACUAGCCGGCGACUACGGAAGCGGUGCUCUCUUCUCGGCCUUCGGAGCAGGAAAGACCACAACGAUAGCCGUAGCCGCGCGACAUCGGGCGCUUAUGGGACGAGGCGUGACUCUGCUGGCCUCGAACACGAACAACGCAAUCGCGGAGUUGGCUGAAGCCGUCAUCGAGACUGAACUGACGGGCCCUCACACACACGUCCAUCGCUUCCUCGCAGACGGCGCCACCGAAACCAGGACUACGGCGGCAGAUAUCCCGACCCUCGCACAAGAGAUCAGCGAAGACCCGGCUACUGACCCAGCUGAAGCCAGAAAACAAGCAGACUUCACAAGACGCCGAGCACUGAUGAGGGACUACCUCCAAGGGAACCUGUCAGACCCCCAGGAAAUCGCGGAUGCGGAGUCCGUUGUGAUCGACUUGGAAAACCCCAGCGCUGAACUCCAGAGCAUCUACAAACUGAUCUGCGAGAACCGCCCCCCGUCUAUCCUUGGGGCAACCAUCGGCUCGCUCCCCCAGCUAAAAAACGGGCUUUUCAAGUGCUUCCACGCCAGCGUCUCUACCAUCAUGAUAGAUGAAGCAUCGAUCGUCAGCGAGGCCACGCUCUUCGCCCUCCACGUAACUUUCCCCCACGCCAAUCUCUAUUUAAUCGGCGAUAUCCGGCAAUCUCAACCCUACACACGGAUGGCAGAGGGAAACCGGGUGCGACACUGGGCUAUGAGACCAUCACUCGCAGUUACGCUGAAUUCGGACCUCGUUCCCCGAGUCGUUCUCACAUCAACAUGGCGAGCUCACCCUGAUAUGAUGAACCUCGCGAACACGGUGUUCUACGACUCCCGCCUCCGGACCAGAAUCCAACCACGGGAUCGCACACGGUUCGUAAAUCUAAACCGGUGGACCGCGACCCCAAGUCCAGUCUUGUUCGUUGUGCACAGCGGACGUCACGAACGUGCCGCCAACACGAGCAGCAGAAACCUCAUCGAGGCCGAACUAGCCGCCAAAAUUCUGCGCUACACACGUGCCCACUUCAGCCCGGAAGAAACGCUCGUCGUCACGUACUACAACGAGCAGAAAGCCCUCUUGCAACAGAUCCUCAAACGCGACCACACCGAGAACCAGGCGCCUCGCUGUACUUCUGUAGAGCGAGCACAAGGCAGCCAAGCAGAACUGGUCCUGGUCCUCACCACCCACUCGACCCAAGCCCACGAAGGACAUUUCUUUGCGGACCGACACCGCGCAUGUGUCGCGGUCACCAGAGCAAGGCAAGGAAUGAUCGUGCUGGGAUCCGAACAAGGCUUCCGAACCGCAUGCUGGAACCGACUCUUCCAAUAUGCCACGGAACACGGCUGGGUGAUCAACAGCCAGGAUUUCGCCUCCCGCCUC
Mesorhabditis spiculigera is the source of this 3633-nucleotide messenger RNA. NCBI's taxonomy places the organism in Eukaryota, Metazoa, Nematoda, Chromadorea, Rhabditida, Rhabditidae. The record is from the annotation of a GenBank genome assembly.